UUUCUUUCUUGUAGAUUCCAUAUUCCAAAACAUGGAAGUAGGCAAAAUCCACGUUCUUGUAUUCCCAUGGCUAGCGUUUGGUCAUAUGAUUCCAUUCGUUGAAUUGUCCAAGCACUUAGCCAAACGUGGACACCAUGUGACCUUCGUUUCCACCCCAAGAAACAUAGAAAGACUACCAAAAUUCCCUCAUGACUUGGCCCCUAACAUCAAUCUAGUGAAACUCACAUUGCCUCACGUCGACGGCUUGCCGGAGAAUGCCGAGGCAACGAUGGACAUCCCGCCGGAGAAGAUCCAGUACCUGAAGAAGGCAAUGGACGGCCUAGAACAGCCCAUGUCUGUCCUUGUGGAAGACAUUGUCCCAGAUUGGAUUAUUCAUGACUUUUGCCAUCACUGGAUUCCAGUGGUGGCCUCUAAGUUUGGUAUACCAUGUGCCUACUUCAGUGUCUUCAGUGCCACUUCACAUGUUAUUAUGGGUGGGCCACCAUCGGCAUUGUUGGCCAAAGAUGCGUGGACGGUCCCAGAUCAACUAACGUCGCCGCGACCGUGGGUCCCAUUCCCUACUGAAGUGGUCUAUCGCCACCAUGAGGCUGUGAUGCUCUCUUAUGCUGGCCAACCCAAUGUUACGGGCUUGUCGGAUCCGAACCGGAUCGGGUUAACAGUCCAACGGUGUGAUAUGUUUUCACUUAGGAGUUGCAAUGAGUUUGAGGCAGAUUGGUUAAGUCUCCUUGGGGAGCUUUACCAAAAGCCAGUUAUUGCAAUGGGCACCAUGCCUCCAUUGGUGCCAGAAAUCAGUACUGAUGUUGAAGAACAUGUAGUAAAAAUGUGGUUAGACAAACAAGCGAAUGGAUCGACGGUCUAUAUCGCUUUCGGGAGUGAAGUGAGAUUAAGUAAAGAACAAUGGCAUGAAUUAGCCCUUGGUUUGGAGAUAUCUCAAUUGCCUUUUGUUUGGGCACUUAGGUGUGCAGCUGAUGAGCCUGAAUUGUUGCCCGAGGGGUUCGAGGAGCGAACCAAGGAUCGUGGUGUGGUCCACAAAGGUUGGGUCCCACAACUUACGAUCUUGGCGCACUCAUCAGUUGGGGGGUUCUUGACACAUGGGGGAUGGGGGUCAGUUAAUGAAGGCCUUGCGUUCGGGAAGCCGUUGAUCGUCUUUCCUGUGAUGGUCGAUCAAGGGCUGAAUGCCCGCGUGGUCGGAGAGAGGGAGAUUGGGGCGGAGGUGCCGAGGAAUGAAUGGGACGGAUCGUUCGAUAGAGAUGCGGUCGCAAAGAUAAUGAGGUUGGUGAUGGUGGAUGUUGAGGGUGAAAAAUUCAGAGGCAAUGCGAUGGCAAUGAAGGAGAUUUUUGGUGACCAUACCCUCCAAGAUCACUACAUGGAUGAUUUUGUGGGGUACCUUAAAGAUCACAAACGUCAAAGUGGGCCAUUGGUACCAAGGGUCAUUGAGAGUAGCCCAUCACUGGUUUCAAAUCCUGUCACAAAUCAUCCUCUUAUGUCCCAAUUGAGUGACUCCUAGUAAUGUGAUGUGAGGUAGCAUAUCAUGGAUCGGACGCUGUUAGGUUCAUAUCUGUAAUAAGGAAGAUUGCUUGCCACUCAGAUCAUGGAUCGGACGGUGUUAGAUUAAUGUAUGUUUAAUAUAUAAGAGAUUAGAACUGCUCAUGAA
Magnolia sinica is the source of this 1654-nucleotide messenger RNA. RefSeq names its product UDP-glycosyltransferase 91C1-like. NCBI's taxonomy places the organism in Eukaryota, Viridiplantae, Streptophyta, Magnoliopsida, Magnoliales, Magnoliaceae. The record is from RefSeq and is a predicted model, not a curated record. Gene Ontology annotation, molecular function: UDP-glycosyltransferase activity. Bases 32 to 1507 code for a protein of 491 amino acids. The transcript has a single exon.